AUGCCUCCCUCUGAUUUUGCCAACGCCGACAUCGACCAAAUCGUCGAGAGUCUCACCACAGAUGAAGCUAUUCUUCUCACAGCGGGUGUCGGUUUCUGGCACACGCAUGCUGUCCCGAGAUUGGGGAUACCCGCUAUCAAGGUCAGCGAUGGACCAAACGGUAUCCGUGGAAACCAUUUCUUCAUGUCUACUCCUGCAAAAUGUCUUCCAUCUUCCACUGCCCUCGGUGCUACCUUCGACACCGAGCUUAUCGAAUACGUAGGAAGAGAAUUGCUGGCAAAAGAGGCAAGGCUCAAAGCUGCUCCUCUCACGUUGGCACCUACUUGUAAUAUCCAACGGAACCCACUAGGUGGACGUUCCUUCGAGUCUUUCUCUGAAGAUCCUCUCCUAUCGGGAUUGAUUAGUGCUGCAUACGUGAAGGGUGUGCAAAGCGGAGGAAUUGGUACAACGAUCAAACACUUUGUCUGCAACGAUAAAGAAAACGACAGAAUGGCAUAUGACAGUAUUCUGUCUGAACGCGCCCUCCGAGAAAUCUACUUGAUGCCAUUCAUGUUGGCACAAAAGUACGCGAAGCCUUGGUCGUUUAUGACUGCGUACAACCGCGUUAACGGCACACAUGCCUCAGAAAACACACAUGUUCUACAGGAUAUCCUCAGGAAGGAGUGGGGGUUUGACGGUCUGAUCAUGAGCGACUGGUUUGGCGUCUACAGCAUCGACCACGCCCUCAACUCCGGCCUCGACCUCGAAAUGCCUGGUACCAACAAGUGGCGUACUCUCGAUCUCGUCAACCGAUCCAUUCAAUCUCGCAAAGUGACCGUCCGCACGGUGAAAGAAAGGGCCAGAAAGGUGGUCGAAUUGGCAAAGAGAGCUGCGACCGAAGCUGGAGAUAUUUUGGACGGCGAUGGCCUCGAACGGACAUACAACUCUGCUGAAGACCGCGCGCUGAUGCGUAACGUGGCAGCCUCAUCCAUCGUUCUGCUCAAAAAUGACGAAUCACUGCUACCCCUCCGCCCAUCCUCCUUCAAAGAGAAGAAAAAGAUCGCUAUCAUCGGUGGAAACGCCAAAGCCAUCGUCCUUUCUGGAGGAGGCUCUGCUGCACUUAAACCAAGCUAUUUUGUUACUCCAUAUGACGGGAUUGUAGAGGCCAUCAAGGCUGGGGCGGUGGGUGAUGUAGAGAUUGCGUACAGCGAGGGUGCUGCUACCUAUAUGACCAUGCCCUCCCUUGACUACGACAUGCUCACUGCUUCGGGUGAGCCAGGUUGGAUUGGGACAUGGUACUCACAUGAACACGACGAGAGUAUGAGCAUUGUCGAAAAGCCGCUUGAAAAGAGGCUUAUAGACGAGACAAGGAUCUUCAUCAGCACGUCCAUCCCAGAAGGGAUCACGAGGCGAUGGACGAUGAAGCUCGAGGGAAAGCUGAAGCCGCGUACAGAAGAUUGUGUGUUCGAGUUUGGAUUGUCGGUUGCUGGUAGGGCCAAGCUCUACGUGGAUGGUAAACUUGUCAUCGACAACUGGACCCGACAACGCCGUGGCGACUCCUUCUUCGGCAGUGGCUCCGUUGAAGAAAAGGGCACAUUCCCCUUACCCGCCGGCCACUCUCCCCACAUCCUCGUCGAGUUCUGCAACGUGCGCGCACCGGCGGAUGGGGAUGAAGAUGAGGCGGUUAUGGACAGCAACCCUGGUGUACGGCUCGGUGGAGCUGAGGUGAAGGACGCUGAUGAGUCGAUGAAAGAAGCUCUCACCCUGGCUGAAGGAGCUGAUGUGGUUGUCGCUGUGGUAGGGCUGAACGCAGAUUGGGAGACGGAGGGCUACGAUAGGACUACGCUGGGGCUGCCUGGAAGGACAGAUGAGCUGAUCAGGGAGGUGAUCAAGAGGAAUAAGAACACUGUCGUCAUCACACAAUCGGGCUCGUCGAUUACAAUGCCCUGGGCCGACGAUGUACCUGCCAUCCUGCACUCAUGGUAUUUGGGAAAUGCCACAGGAGAAGCUAUCGCAGAUGUUUUGUUCGGAAAAGUGAACCCCUCAGGUAGACUGUCCUUGACAUUCCCGAAGAGGUAUGAGGAUAUCGCUUCCUACGGGCAUUUCCACUCCGAGAAUGGCGUGGUUCGGUAUGGUGAAGAUUUAUACGUGGGAUACAAACAUUUCCAGCACCGCAAGAUUGCCCCUCAGUUUGCAUUUGGACAUGGUUUGUCGUACACCACAUUCGCCUAUUCCGACCUCCAGCUCCCCCAGCCCGUUCUCACCGGCACUUCCUUCUCCCUCACUGCUUCCCUGACUUUGACCAACACCGGUUCUGUUUCCGGCUCUGAAGUCGUGCAGCUCUACGUGUCAAUGCCACAUACAUUGGAAGUCACACAUCCUCCUCUCAACCUUCGUGCGUUCAAGAAAGUGAAGGAUGUGAAGCCUGGUGAGAGUAUCAAAGUUCAUCUUGAGCUGGAUAAAUAUGCCGUGUCGUUCUGGGAGGAGAGGAUUACGAGAUGGGUGGUGGAGAAAGGGCCUUACGGAGUCAAGGUUGGUAGUAGCAGUGAGAACUUCAAGCUGGAAGGAGAUUUCACAAUCAGCAAAGGCUUCGAGUGGAAUGGGCUGUAACUUAUAAGUUAUUACUGUAAGCUAGUUAGCGAUGUUCAAUAUAUUUGCUGCAAUAAUAGCAAUACAAGUGUUUCAUUUCUGGGUUGAAACGGUAGACAUACAACUUCCUAAUGAUAUCUAGCUUUACACCACACCCUUUAUUGUUUACUCUCGUAUAAUCUUGUUCCUUGCUACUAUCGAACGGAUCUAAACCUGCUGCAACCCUGCUCCCGGCAACGAUUGCACUCCAGUCAAUGAUAUCCCAUUUCUGCGUUCCUUCAACCUUU
Serpula lacrymans var. lacrymans S7.9 is the source of this 2855-nucleotide messenger RNA. RefSeq names its product glycoside hydrolase family 3 protein. The transcript has 16 exons. Gene Ontology annotation, molecular function: beta-glucosidase activity. The record is from RefSeq and is a predicted model, not a curated record. Gene Ontology annotation, biological process: glucan catabolic process. Bases 1 to 2589 code for a protein of 862 amino acids. NCBI's taxonomy places the organism in Eukaryota, Fungi, Basidiomycota, Agaricomycetes, Boletales, Serpulaceae.